Racocetra persica is the source of this 399-nucleotide messenger RNA. The record is from the annotation of a GenBank genome assembly. NCBI's taxonomy places the organism in Eukaryota, Fungi, Glomeromycota, Glomeromycetes, Diversisporales, Gigasporaceae.
AUGGGUAGAUUGCACGAAUAUCAAGUCAUUGGUCGCAAACUACCAAGCGAAAAAGAUCCAGUACCAAGUCUUUAUCGUAUGAAACUUUUUGCACCUAAUGAAGUUGUAGCAAAAAGUAGAUUUUGGUAUUUUUUAACAAAAGUUAAAAAAGUCAAAAAAGCCGCCGGUGAAAUCGUUUCUAUUAAUGAGAUAUUUGAGAAAAGGCCAUUACACAUCAAGAAUUACGGCAUAUUUCUUCGAUAUGAUUCUCGUUCCGGUACACAUAACAUGUAUAAAGAAUAUAGAGAAUUGACUAGAACUGACGCGGUUACCGCUUGUUACCAAGACAUGGCCGCUCGUCACCGUGCUAGAUUUUCAUCCAUUCAAAUUAUACGAGUUGCAGAGUUAAAAACAUCUCAA